This is a messenger RNA of Maudiozyma barnettii, 1554 nucleotides long. RefSeq names its product mRNA splicing protein MSL5 (gene MSL5). Gene Ontology annotation, cellular component: nucleus. Gene Ontology annotation, biological process: regulation of mRNA splicing, via spliceosome. Gene Ontology annotation, molecular function: zinc ion binding; mRNA binding. NCBI's taxonomy places the organism in Eukaryota, Fungi, Ascomycota, Saccharomycetes, Saccharomycetales, Saccharomycetaceae. Bases 1 to 1554 code for a protein of 517 amino acids. The transcript has a single exon. The record is from RefSeq and is a predicted model, not a curated record.
AUGGCUAACAUAAUAAAUAAAGUACCAGGCCAUAUUAAUUUUUGGGAUGAUGUUUCAGCUGACAACUCAACUAAAGAGACCUCUAACCAAUUACCAACAGCUAUAACUGGAGCCCUAACAUUUGAGCAAAUGGAUGCUUAUGAAGCAUACUUUCGGAUCGAAGAAAUAACUGAACUAUUGAGAAGAGACACAUUGCCUCUACCGAAAUGGUUUACAAGAAUGCCUAGUCCGAAUCCUGUCUAUGAUGCAGAUGGGAAAAGAACUAAUACAGAUGAACAAAGAUAUAGAAAAUGUUUAGAAGAUGAAAGAUAUAGGCUUGUAGAAAUUGCUCUGAAGAUGAUACCGUUUUAUGUUCCACCUCAAGAUUAUGUUAGGCCCACCAAAUUCCAGGAAAAAUAUUACAUUCCUGUAGACCAGUAUAGUGGAAUUAAUUUUGUUGGAUUAUUAUUAGGACCUCGUGGUAAUACAUUGAAGAAGUUACAAGAAAGUUCGAAGUGCAAGAUUGCAAUAAGAGGUAGAGGUUCUGUGAAAGAAGGUAAACAUUCUAACGAUUUACCAAAGGGCGCAACAAAUAUGGAAGAUCCAUUACAUUGCUUAAUAAUAGCAGAUUCGGAGGAGAAAGUGCAAGAGGGUAUUAAGGCUUGUCAAGCAAUCGUUAUUAGAGCUGUUACAUCUCCAGAAGGUCAAAAUGAUUUGAAGAGGGGUCAAUUAAGGGAACUAGCGGAGUUGAACGGUACGUUGCGAGAAGAUGAUAGACCUUGUUCAAUAUGUGGCUUAAAGGGCCACAUGAAAUAUGACUGUCCCAAUAGAGUUUCGUUUGCCCAACAGGUUUUGUGUAACAACUGUGGUCAGACAGGUCAUACGACGAGGGAUUGUCCCUCAUAUUCCAAUAAGUAUAAUGCACCAUCGCUACCUAAUACUGGUCGUGAUAUGGAUACUAAUACAUUCCAGGGAUCGAACGAUAACAAAGGUACUAUUCACACGGGAAACUCCAGAUAUAGUGCCAUAAACCAAAGUGGUAGUGGUAAAUAUGACCGUGGAACACAAUAUCAAUCUAGAUUUGGCAAUAAUAAUGGAGGCUCUCGGUACAAUAGAUAUUCUGAUUCAAAUAAUGGACAGCAAGCACAGAAUGUGAGAUUAUCAUAUGAGGAAUCUAGUAAUAUAGGUACUACGCCACCACAACUACAGCAAGCUAUAGUACAUUCUGAUCGCUCCAAUGUUAACAGAGAUAGAGCAGCUCCUGCUCUAUCAUCAUCUAGUAAUCUUCCUCCUGGGUUGGAUACUUUCAAUGAGCCAGCAAGAUUAAGCCCUAACAUGGUACCACCUGGGUUAGAUUCUACCUCAAAUGCACCUCCUGGAUUAGAUUCUACCUCAAAUGUACCACCUGGAUUAGAUUCUGUAUCGAACUUGCCACCCGGAUUGAGUUCGGUAUCAAGCGCACCUCCUGGAUUGGAUUCUUUGUCAAAUGAUUUGAAUUUACCUCCAGGAAUCCCGGAUAAUGGUCCAAGAAAUACAGGAGAUACUCCAGAAUUAUCAGGCCCGCCAGGUUUAUAA